Messenger RNA from Gavialis gangeticus (Gharial), 894 nucleotides. RefSeq names its product forkhead box L2 (gene FOXL2). NCBI's taxonomy places the organism in Eukaryota, Metazoa, Chordata, Crocodylia, Gavialidae. The record is from RefSeq and is a predicted model, not a curated record. Gene Ontology annotation, molecular function: DNA-binding transcription factor activity, RNA polymerase II-specific; RNA polymerase II cis-regulatory region sequence-specific DNA binding. The transcript has 2 exons. The annotation marks the transcript as partial. Gene Ontology annotation, biological process: cell differentiation; anatomical structure morphogenesis; regulation of transcription by RNA polymerase II.
CACGACGGCGGCGGCGGCGGCGGCAAGGAGGCCGAGCGCGCCAAGGAGGAGCCGGGCGCCGACAAGGGCGCCGACAAGCCGGACCCGUCGCAGAAGCCGCCCUACUCGUACGUGGCGCUGAUUGCCAUGGCCAUCCGCGAGAGCGCCGAGAAGCGGCUCACGCUGUCGGGCAUCUACCAGUACAUCAUCAGCAAGUUCCCCUUCUACGAGAAGAACAAGAAGGGCUGGCAGAACAGCAUCCGCCACAACCUCAGCCUCAACGAGUGCUUCAUCAAGGUGCCCCGCGAGGGCGGCGGCGAGCGCAAGGGCAACUACUGGACGCUGGACCCCGCCUGCGAGGACAUGUUCGAGAAAGGCAACUACCGGCGGCGGCGACGCAUGAAGCGGCCCUUCCGCCCGCCCCCCGCGCACUUCCAGCCGGGCAAGGGCCUCUUCGGCGGCGAUGGCUACGGCUACCUGUCCCCGCCCAAGUACCUGCAGUCCGGCUUCAUGAACAACUCGUGGGGCCUGGCGCAGCCGCCCGCGCCCGUGCCCUACGCCUCCUGCCAGAUGAGCGGCGGCAGCGUGAGCCCCGUCAAUGUGAAGGGCCUGUCGGGCCCGGCCUCGUACGGGCCGUACUCGCGGGUGCAGGGCAUGGCGCUGCCCGGCGUGGUGAACUCCUACAAUGGCGUGGGCCACCCGCACCAUCCGCACGCGCAUCACCCGCACGCGCAGCAGCUCGGCCCCGCCAGCCCCGCAAUCAUGAAAUCGUUCUCCUUUCCUUCAGUCCCGCGUGCUCCGCUCUCGAGGGGCCGUUCCCUAGUGGGGAAAGUCAAAGGCAGCGCGUUCUCCAUUGGCCUGCGCGGCUGCGCCAGUCUCGAAAGCGGCGUUUUAAUGCGACUAUACAUACACUGA